This is a messenger RNA of Erpetoichthys calabaricus (reedfish), 3892 nucleotides long. RefSeq names its product ubiquitin specific peptidase 10 (gene usp10). Lineage: Eukaryota; Metazoa; Chordata; Cladistia; Polypteriformes; Polypteridae. The transcript is spliced from 14 exons. Gene Ontology annotation, molecular function: cysteine-type deubiquitinase activity; cysteine-type endopeptidase activity. The record is from RefSeq and is a predicted model, not a curated record. Gene Ontology annotation, biological process: regulation of autophagy; protein deubiquitination; DNA damage response, signal transduction by p53 class mediator. Gene Ontology annotation, cellular component: cytosol; nucleus. The coding region runs from base 264 to 2966 and encodes 900 amino acids.
ACAAACCAGAAGCAAGGCGAGACGAAGAUGGCGACGACGGGGGAAGCGGCGUGAUGUGCGGGAGGUGGAGAAUCCGUUCUGCAUUUGAUAGGUUUAAACUUGGAUCAACGGACAAACGAGUUUGUUCGGGACUCUCUUUUUUAUUUAAAUACAAGAGGGUGGUUCCUUUAGGGAUUCUAACACUUCUCGAGUAAUACUUGUUUUUUUGUUUUUCCUCAAACAUUCAAACAUACAGUAUAUAUGAGAGGAAACUCGCCGGCAGCAUGGCUUCGCACAGUAAUCAGUAUAUCUUUGGCGAAUUCAGUGCUGAUGAGUUUAACCAGUUCUUUGUGUCUCCUCGAUGUUUUGUUGAGCUUCCCCCUUUCAAUGACAAGAUCCUGUGUGUCAGUCAUUCAUCAGUCCUUACAGGUGAGGAAUAUCAAUCUACUGAAUGUGGAGCAGAUGAAGCAUGUGAACCUGAGGCUGAUGGGCUGAAAGACUGCAAGCACAAAGUUUCCAGUACACUGAACCCACAAGCUCCUGAAUUCAUUCUAAGCUGCCAUCCCUCUCAUAAAGUUAAUAGCCUGCAAGUGUCUAACACCAAUGAGUUCAACUCUGUUGACUGCCAACAUUCUGAAGCUUCUUCUAUGGAUGAUAACCGUGCAGAGCAAGGUUUGGAUAUGGAUAGUACUCUUGGAAGUCUGGGACAGCGUGAACGUAAAAAAAAGAAAAAAAGGCCGCCAGGAUAUUAUAACUAUUUAGAGGGGUCGAGUAGCAAUGGUAGUAGCAGCAGCAAUAGUGCUCAGGCUCAUUCUGAAACUCAGAUUCUUGUAGGACUUGUCAAUGGGCAUGCAGUGAAUUCUUUAAGCCCUGGCAGCCAUGGAUCAGAUGAAGCAGUAUUGGAGGCUUCAGGCAUGGUACCAGAGGACUUUACUGGAAGUAGUGCUUGUGUUAGCAGCACCGCUUUAAUUACCACUGCUACUAUUAUGUCUGCCACAUCAGUAUCAUCUGCCAGUAAUCAGAGGACUUGUGAAAGCCCUGAUAAUACUAACUUGAACUUAGGGAGUAGAGCCAUAUCCUUGACUUAUAUGAACAAUGCAUCUUCCUCCUCUUCCUCCUCUAACAGUAGCGAAGUCACAGAUGCGAGUAGGACUGCUGAUCAAAACCUUGAGCCUUUUGUUCAGGAGAGCACUGAACUUGUUGUAAAUGAAAUUGAUGGUUCUAGCACCCUUCUUUCUGUGCCAUGUUUGCCACAGCAGGUAUCGUGUAUUGAUCCUUCUCAUUCUGCUGCUAAUUGUGUUACUGCUACCAACAUCCCCACUAUUUCUGGAGACAAUGAUAAAGUAUAUAGUACUACUGAUGAAGAGGAAAUUGAGAAAAGUAAUGUCUUAAAUGGGCAGUUGUGUCCUGAAUCUGAUAAUUGUGCAGAAAUACAGCUGGACCCACCGGGCACAAAUGAGGACCAGCAGCAGCAAGGAGGUUUUCCUGAGCCCUGUGAGAUAGAGUCAAAAUCAUCUGAGGACUUAGGGCUAUCCACAGCUCCACUGUCAACUUCAGUGUUGGCCUCUGCUGUAUCUAACCCACCAGCUAAAUCCUGGGCUAGCCUUUUUCACAAUUCUAAACCCUCUCCAGGUGGUCCAGUGGCAUUUGUGGAAAUGAAAAGCAUGCCUGUUGUCACUGCUACCAUCCCAGCAGCUACUCAAACUCAUGACAGGACUGGAGAAGUUAAAGAGAGCCCAGUCCCUGUAUCUGAAGAUCCAAUGGCUUUUAAGAUUGCAGGUGUAAUUGAGAAUGUGAAGCUCAUUCAUAAACCUGUAUCCCUGCAACCACGAGGGCUGAUUAACAAGGGAAACUGGUGCUACAUUAAUGCUACACUACAGGCUCUUAUUGCUUGUCCACCUAUGUACCACCUCAUGAAGUCCAUUCCUGUAUUCACUGAGACAGAGAGACCAUGCACAUCUACACCAAUGCUUGAUAGCUUUGUUCGACUUGUGAAUGAAUUUAGUAAUAUGCCUGUACCUUCUAAAGCAAAACCACAAGCAGGUGGAGACAAAGUUGUUAAGGAUAUACGACCUGGUAGUGCAUUUGAACCAACCUAUAUUUACAAACUUCUUACUGUGAUCAAAUCCAGCCUUUCAGAGAAGGGUCGACAAGAAGACGCAGAGGAGUAUUUGGGGUUCAUCUUGAAUGGAUUGCAUGAGGAAAUGUUGGCAUUGAAGAGACUUGUUUUACCCAAGGAGGACAAUGGUUUUGUGUUAAAUGGGCCUGAACGGUCCCAGGUGGGAGCUGAAGAGGAGCUGUUAGAAGAAGGGGGCAGUGAUGAUGAAUGGGAGCAAGUAGGUCCCAGAAACAAAAGUUCUAUUACGAGGCAGGCAGAUUUCAUUCGUACACCUAUAACUGACAUCUUUGGAGGUCACAUUAGAUCAGUAGUCUACCAGCAAAGCUCAAAAGAGUCUGCAACCCUGCAGCCUUUCUUCUCUCUACAAUUAGAUAUUCAGUCAGAAAAGAUUCGCACUGUUCAGGAUGCUCUGGAGAGUUUGGUGGCUCGAGAGUCUGUUCAAGGAUACACCACAAAAAGCAAACAGGAAAUUGAAAUCAGUCGAAGAGUUACUUUGGAAGAGCUUCCACCAGUAUUAGUCUUACAUCUGAAGCGAUUUGUCUAUGAAAAAACAGGUGGCUGUCAGAAACUGAUCAAGAAUAUAGAAUAUCCAGUAGACUUGGAAAUCAGCAAAGAGCUCCUUUCCCCAGGAGUAAGAAGCAAGAUUUUCAAAGGCCAAAGAACCUACAGGCUUUUUGCAGUCGUGUAUCACCAUGGAAACAGUGCUACUGGCGGCCAUUACACCACGGACGUCUUCCAUAUUGGUCUUAAUGGCUGGCUACGCAUAGAUGACCAGUCAGUGAAAGUUAUUGGUCAGCAUCAGGUGGUGAAACAGACAGCUGAACGCACAGUCUAUUUGCUUUACUAUCGUCGUGUGGAUUUGCUGUAGAGGAAUUAAAUGAAAAAACAGGACUAGAAAACACUGCCCAUCCUCUCUGUUGCAAGCUUCCCACUGCUUUUCCAGCAAAGAGGCUUUUCCAAUAAACCCUUCCUUUUUCCUUUUUUGGUGGGGUGGGGAAGUAAACUUAUUUGACAUUGCUUACUUUGUUCCUGCUGCAUUUGUGUUUUAGAAGUACCAAAAAAAUGUUGGGGAAUAUUAAUGAUGGACAACAGACACAGGUUUCUGCCCUGUACUAAUGUUAAACAGGUAAAUAGAUAAAUGUGGCAACUCAACGUGCUUAAAAAAGCAAAAGGUUGUGGUUUGCCUUUUCUGCAAGGGCAGUAGACAGUUAAGUUUUAAUUAUGCCUUCUUGGUUUGCCUCUUGGAAGACAGCCCUGCACCAGCAGACAAAUGCAUAGAUGUUAAUGUACAGUUGCCCACAUGCAUCACUUCAUAACUAUUUUUUCACCAGGUGAUCUUUCUUCCUUUUAUUUCUCUCCUUUUGAUUCUUCCCAUUUGUUUUUUUAUUUUAAACUUGCAUACUACUUGAGCCAUUUGGGAGGAAGAAGAGAUUGUCACUGUGUUAAAAGCCAGAAGAGAAAUAGAUGUUUUUGAGAGUAUAUUUGUGGAUUCUGGGUUUAGAAUUAGUAUGAAAAAAAAUUGGAUUAAAGGAACAGAAGAUGUUCUUUAGAAUAUAAAAAUGAUGAAAAAUGAUUUAAAAAGUUAUGUGCAAAUAAACAAAACAUUUAAGUAACUUAUGCUAUUGCAGAUUUAUUGCUGUUAAGCAAAAAUAAUGCAGAAUCUUAGGGAUGAUGGGUGAUUAUUACUUUAGAAGGCCUCUUGUAGGAGAUCUAAUCCAUUUGCUUUCUAUGUACAAAGGCUGGAGAUGAAAUAGUGAUGCUUGAAGUAUUCUAUUAAAACUAUUUCACAUUGUU